Bombyx mori (domestic silkworm) is the source of this 849-nucleotide messenger RNA. RefSeq lists its product as uncharacterized. The transcript has 6 exons. Lineage: Eukaryota; Metazoa; Arthropoda; Insecta; Lepidoptera; Bombycidae. The coding region runs from base 130 to 720 and encodes 196 amino acids. The record is from RefSeq and is a predicted model, not a curated record.
CCUGAAUUCUGAAUAUAAUUUCACUAAUAACAUAAGUAAACUUGGACGAUGAGAAGUCGUGAGCCGGCUUAGCCUAAAUUUAUUCAGUACAGCAUGCACAAUCCUGUGAUGAUGUAGACAAGUGAAGUUAUGUCCGUUUUUUGUGUUAUUUGCUUGGUGAUCCUAUUAUUGGCAUGCGGACACAACGCGAUACACAGAAGACAGAAGCGAUAUCUGUUGUUCACGAAGGACACUCAGUGGGGGGUUUUCGUUACCCUGUCAAUACCCCUUCACCCGGAAACAACGGUCAGCGUCGCAUGGUUCUUCGAAGCUAAUUACUACAAUGUUGACAAUUCCACCUAUUUCGAACCGCUCUUAGGAGAUAUAAAUAUCGCAAGGAGCCGUAACGAACGUAAUGCCGAUUUGAUGAGUGAUUUCACGAGGCGCAGACUUUAUUUCCUCAUUGAAAGAGUACUGGAACAACACGACUACAGUGGACGGGCGUGCUUAUUGAGGGUCAUUUGUGAGAACGGAACUUCCAAUCUGUUGCAUAGCGGUGUUUUAGGAGAUAUACUGCAUUUGAUACUAACUCCUUCCACAUCUAUGGCCGAAGACAAUCUACCCGACUGUUACUAUGAAGCCGAAUAUUAUGGUUUGGAUGAUCGUUGCGAAAAAUACACGGAAUCGUGCCCAUCUAGUCCUUUAGAAGUGAUCACGACAUUUAUUGACCGAUUAAUAUAAUAAUUUUAUUCGUAAGUUGUUUUAGCUGUAAACAAAAUUUUAAUGCGUGUUUUGGAUUUUGCUAAGUGUCAUCAAUGUACGCUUUCUAGUAAUUGGACUAUGCUUUUAAAAAUAAAACAUUGAGAUGUA